Messenger RNA from Boeremia exigua, 406 nucleotides. RefSeq lists its product as uncharacterized. The coding region runs from base 34 to 309 and encodes 91 amino acids. The transcript has a single exon. NCBI's taxonomy places the organism in Eukaryota, Fungi, Ascomycota, Dothideomycetes, Pleosporales, Didymellaceae. The record is from RefSeq and is a predicted model, not a curated record.
GAUGUUACGAAAGGAGAUAGUUUACACAAUAACAUGCAGCAUUACCACGAACAGAUCUCCUUACAGGUAGAAGACACUUGCGAUCGGAUUCUCCCGCAUCCCGCUUACCGUUUGUGGAUGGCGAAAAGUAAUAUUGAGCAAGAUGCAAGGUGGCUCUGGAUACAUGCGUCUCCUCGACAUUGGAAUACAGUACUCUAUGCAAAAGCGGUCGAGUUUCUCCAGAGGGAUCAAUCAUUCCUAGUGGCGUACUCUUUUGCAUCAUCACAGGCCGAGCCUGGCGGACAUCCGCGUCUGAUUUUGCGAUCUUAAAUUGCCCAAGCUGCACGAUUCAAUCGGUAAGUUCUGCAUCCGAUCCGGGAGCGUAUGGAAGUCGGGUAACGAGCUAAUGAAUCUGCUGUCUGGGCUC